Molecule: messenger RNA, 2906 nt
Organism: Argiope bruennichi
Lineage: Eukaryota; Metazoa; Arthropoda; Arachnida; Araneae; Araneidae
Exons: 10
Coding region: 99-2831 (910 amino acids)
Molecular function (GO): serine-type endopeptidase inhibitor activity
Source: RefSeq, a predicted model, not a curated record
GUUUCAUGUACAUUCUCAGAAGAACAAUGUAUAUAAUAGAAAUCACAUUCAUCAUCAGUCAGUCCUUCACCUUGAAUACGUAAAGAUCGGCCCUAACUAUGAGAAGCAUCAGUGUAUUCGGUACUUUCCUCGUCAUUUGCAUUGUAGCAUGUGCCGGAGAUAUCUCUACUGCAGAAGAUGUGGCCGUGGAAAAUCUUCAAAAAUUAGCCCUGGCAAAUAACGAGCUCGCUUUCAACCUGCAUCGGAAAUUGUCCUCUGGGUCUUCCAAAAAUGUGUUUUUCUCACCCUUGAGCAUUUCCACAGCUUUCGGCAUGCUUUUUUAUGGAACAAGAGGAAAAACAGCUGAGGAACUGAGAAAGGUUUUGGGUUACGAGAAAGCAAAAUUGCUCAACGAUGUCGUCCAUGAGACUUUCCAUCGUUAUUUUAGCGAUGUCUUGAAGAGUGGAGAUUCCUCAGACGAAUAUGUUUUGAACUCAGCCAAUGCCAUUCUUGCUGAUAAAAAUCUCGAACUAAUUGAGGAGUACAAACACAAAGUGGAAGAGUUGUAUAGAGCAGGUGUACGCAGUGUAGAUUUCUCAAGAGACGCUCCCAAAAUAGUUACCGAAAUCAAUGAAUGGGUCAAGGAAAAGACAAAUGGAAAAAUCGAAAAACUUUUUAAUGAACUGAGUGCAGACACUCUUCUAGUCUUACUGAAUGCAGUGUAUUUCAAGGGUGCAUGGGAGACUCAGUUUGAUCCUAAAAAAACAAAGAAUGGCGUCUUUUACAAUAAUGGGUUGGAAUCGAGAGCAAAGAAUGUGUCGAUGAUGCACAUGAAAGCUAAAUUCCCAGUGGCCUAUAUGGAGGAUUUCAGAGCAUUAGAGCUGCCUUACAAAGGAAACGUCAGCAUGCUGGUAUUACUGCCAAAAAACCGAGACGGACUUCAAGCCCUUGAAGAGAGUCUGACCCCCGAAAAAUUAGCAAAAGUCCAGGAACAGAUGCGCUCCAUUACUAUGUCAGUUUCAUUGCCUAAGUUCAAGCUGGAAUUCGAGGAAGAGCUCUCUGAGCACUUGCAAGCCCUCGGCGCCAAACAAAUCUUCAAUGCUGGAGCAGACUUUUCUGGAAUGACUCCUAGUCGGGGUGUAUCUGUGAGCCAGGUCCUCCACAAGGCCGUCAUCGAAGUGAAUGAAGAGGGAAGCGAGGCUGCUGCUGUGACGAGUGUAAUUAUAAUGAGAUUUGGCGGUUUAUCUUUCACUGCUGAUCAUCCUUUCCUGUUUGCCAUAGUGGAGAAAGGUAGCAAGAGUAACAUGGUUUUGUUCAUGGGCCGCGUAAAUAAUUUGGCCGAUUUCACGGGCAUGACUUCUGGUGGAAGUGUGCCAGUCAGUGAAGUUAUUCACAAGACAGUCAUUGAAAUGCAUGAAGAAGGAACUGAAGCCGCCGCCAACGGCACAACUAUGAGAAGCAUCAAUGUAUUCGGCACUUUUCUGGCCAUCUGCAUUGCAGCAUGUGCCGGAGAGAUAUCUACUGCAGAAGAUGUAACCAUGGAAAAUCUUCGCAAACUAGCCCUGGCAAACAACGAGUAUUUUCUUUCCAGGGCUAUUUGUGAAAUCGCCAUGUUAAGCCUUGUUUUCAGCAUAGGAUGGGUCUUAUUUGCAUCUACAGCUGCUUUAGACAGGGGUUACGAAGAUAGCUGUACCCCCGAUGAAAUAAUGGAGGACAAUGUGGAAAGAUUAGCUCUGGCCAUUAACGAUUUGGGCGUUAGUUUGUACCACAAACUAUCAGCCGAGGUACCAGGCAAUCUAGCUUUCUCUCCGUUAAGCCUUUCGAUAGCAUUUGGAAUGUUGUUCUACGCUGCAAGGCAGAAUACAGCUGACGAACUUCGCGAGGCGUUAAGCUACGAAGAUGUGGGUUUGUCCGAUGACCUUGUCCAUGCAUCAUUUCAUUUGCUCUUGAAACUAUUAAUGAAAACUGACGAGUCUUCCGGAUAUGUCUUGCAGUCUGCGAACGCCAUUCUUGUUGACAAGCAUUUACCCUUGGUGCCUGAAUACAAAAAGGACAUGGAAAGUCUGUACAAUGCCUCUGUCGAAGUGGUGGAUUUUGCAACCGAUACCGAUAAGAUAAUAAGAGAUAUGAAUAAGUGGAUUAGCAUGAAAACAGGUGGAAAGAUCCAAUCUCUACUGGAUCGUUUAUGCGAUUGUUCAUCUUCGGUAAUUUUGAAUGCGUUGUAUUUUAAAGGAACAUGGAGGAUUCAGUUCCCAAUAAAUAAGACAACCAUGGAACCCUUUUACAACAAUGGUUUAGAAUCGGAAGCAACACAAGUACCCAUGAUGCACUUGACAGCUCGAUUUCGAUACUUGGAAACUUUAUUCUAUCAAGUUCUAGAGCUUCCCUUCAAGCAACGCAAUGUUUCCAUGUAUAUUUUAUUGCCAAGAAGCCAAAAUGGGCUGAGAGGUUUAGAAAAGAGCCUGACCAGUGCCAUGCUGUCCAAUAUGAGGAUGAAGAUGCUUGACACGAAAGUCACAGUAUCUUUGCCCAGAUUCAAAGUUGAAUAUUCGAAAGAAUUAUCGGAACAAAUGCAAGAAUUGGGGGUCAAGUCUAUUUUCAAUGCUGGAGCUGCUGACUUUUCCGGAAUGACUCCAAGCAAAGACAUGUAUGUGAAUCAAAUCCUCCACAAAGCCCUGAUCGAAGUGAAUGAGGUUGGAAGUAAGGCUGCUUCGUUGACAGGAUUUGCUAGCUACAGAAUGUGGCCCACAUUCGAAGAGACAGCGGAAUUCGUAGUCAAUCAUCCUUUUAUGGUCGCAUUAUUAGAAAACAGAAGAACGUGUUUCUUUAUCGCUCGUGUAAAUACUUUGUAAAACCAAAUUAAGUUUUUAUCCGAUUUGGCAAAUGUUUAUAUUUUAAUUAAAGCUAAUACUGCAACAAAUCUUGUA